Amyelois transitella is the source of this 1120-nucleotide messenger RNA. RefSeq names its product polyglutamine-binding protein 1 (gene PQBP1). NCBI's taxonomy places the organism in Eukaryota, Metazoa, Arthropoda, Insecta, Lepidoptera, Pyralidae. Gene Ontology annotation, biological process: alternative mRNA splicing, via spliceosome. The coding region runs from base 140 to 997 and encodes 285 amino acids. Gene Ontology annotation, molecular function: ribonucleoprotein complex binding; protein binding. The record is from RefSeq and is a predicted model, not a curated record. Gene Ontology annotation, cellular component: cytoplasm; nuclear body. The transcript has a single exon.
UUUGCGCAUAAAAAGGAACUAAACGGUGAACCAAUGAGGAUAGUACCUAUAUUUACCCCAUAAUAAUCUGUGCAGUUGUUGUAGGAUCCAAUAUCAUUUCUACGGUUAACAUUUAAUAAAGAAGUUUACUUUUGUCAAAAUGCCCUUGCCACCAGCAUUAGCUGCAAGGUUGGCAAAGCGUGGAAUCCUUAAAGGAAGUAACAGUGACGAGAAUACCGUAAACCAGGAUCGUCAUCCUGUCCCAGCCAAUGAAGAGAUUAUAGCCGAGGAUUACGAUAAUAAACCUGAAGAAGCCGGAAAUAAGGAACACUUUUGGGCCGGUAUAGAAGGCGUCAAUGUUGAUCCGAUUAAGGGACACAAGGGUUGUCCAAAUAAAUAUAACAUUUAUCACGAGUGCUCAAAAUUUUGUGUUAAAACAUGGAAGCAAGGUAAAGUGAUGCUAAAUGAGACUUAUUUGGAAAAUAAAAACAAAGUAUUAGAAAAGUGGCCUCUACCUCCUGGUUGGGAAGAAGUUUAUGAUGAAGGAGUUGGGCAACACUAUUUUUGGAAUAUUCAAAAUAACUUAGUGUCCUGGUUGCCACCUGGUCAUCCUAAGUCUGUGGUUACUGAAAGUGCAGCACAUUUACGUGAAGAAAGGUUAUUGAAAGAGGGAGAUGAAAGUGAUAACACUAGUGAGGAGUCUGAUCAGGAAGUACCUCAACAGCCUGUCAAAGAGAAGAGGCGUGAUCGGCGGGAUAAGAUUAGAGAAGUACAUCAAAGGAGAGAUAGGAAUAAUAAAAGACAGAAGACCAAAGAUAAUGAUUUAGACCCUAUGGAUCCUGCAGCCUAUUCAGAUAUACCCAGAGGGAACUGGUCAUCUGGAUUAGAUUCUCAUGUGAAGACUGGUGUGGACACUACUGUGUCAGGCCCACUGUUUCAGAUGAGGCCAUAUCCUGCCCCAGGUGCUAUCCUUGCAGCCAAUGCUAAAAAGCAACAGUCCCCGCCCCCAUCUCCAUAAAUUGUUCUUAUUAACACAAGAAAUAUAUUGUAAGGUACUUUUUAAAAGUUAUUUAUCUAUCAUUUGAUCAAGACAUUGAGCAUUGUUGUUAAUUUAAUAAUAAAAAUAGCCAUCAGUAGUUUA